AAAGAGGCUUCGUAGGGUUUUCGGAUUCUCAGCGAUCAAGGAGGGAGGGAGGAAAAGGCUUUAUCAUUAUUAUUAUUAUUAUUUUUUUAUUUUUAAGGAAAUUUGGGUUUCAGGCGAUUUUGAUAUUAUACAGCGUUGGGUCCUUGGAAGUUGAUGGUUCAGUUGAUGAAAUCGGGGAGUCUCCGACCGGAACGUGAAACGACGCCGUGUCGGGACAAGUUGCCGGUGAAGUUGGAGAUCGAGGACUCCUUGGAGGAGGAGCAUGGUCCCUUCAACAAGCGAUCUAAGCCCUCUACCUCUUACCAGCAAUGGAGCACCGGAAACAAUGCAUACCCAAUUCCCCCUUCGCAAUACAAUCCACUUGAUGAGCCAAGCCCUUUGGGUUUGAGGUUGAGGAAGAGCCCAUCUUUACUGGAUUUGAUUCAAAUGAGGCUUUCCCAAGGGAACCCUUCUAAUGUAGGAUGCGCACCAAACAAAGGUCCUAAUCCAGGGGAUAAGAAGGAUCCGGGUAAAGGAAACAUGGCUUUGGGCACUGACAAGUUAAAAGCCUCUAAUUUUCCUGCUUCACUUCUAAGGAUCGGCCGUUGGGAGUAUGCAUCAAGAUAUGAAGGUGAUUUAGUGGCAAAAUGUUACUUUGCGAAGCAUAAGCUUGUUUGGGAAGUUCUUGAAGGUGGUCUCAAGAGUAAAAUAGAAAUCCAGUGGUCGGACAUAAUGGCUUUGAAGGCAAAUUGUCCUGAUGAUGGUCCAGGGACCUUGAAUGUAGUGCUGGCCAGACAGCCUCUUUUCUUCAGGGAGACCAAUCCACAGCCAAGAAAGCACACCUUAUGGCAGGCGACAGCAGAUUUUACUGAUGGACAGGCUAGCAUACACAGGCAACACUUUCUGCAGUGCCCGCAAGGACUGUUAAAUAAGCAUUUUGAAAAGCUGAUCCAAUGUGAUAUGCGCCUUAACUUUCUGAGUCGACAGCCUGAGAUUGUCUUGGAUUCACCAUAUUUUGAACGAGUUUCUGUUUUUGAGGAUCCUGAUGAAUCCAAAGUUGAAGGUUUUGAUCAACUGGAGUCAGUUCAAGGAUCCACCAUCUCUGGCUUCCAGGAUGUUGCAUCACCAACUGCAGCUCAGUCAUCUUCCUUGAAGAUUGAACCACGGGAUCCUGUUGGUUUAGCUUCAGAAAAUUUGUCCCGAGAAUCUCCUUCCCCUAGCUCAGUGAUGGAUACACGUGCGAUGGAAGGCAGUAGAAAUUGUGAGACAGACGACUUGAAGAGGCAAAGGAAUUGGGAACAGCUAAAAGUACCAGGGCUCCAUCCAUCUAUAUCAAUGAGUGAUCUUAUGAAUCACAUUGAAAAUCGCAUUUCAGAGCAGAUGACAUCUGGAAAUCCAGCCUUAAGUGAGGAAGGAGUAGAAUGCCAGGGCAUUUUGGAGGACAUUGCACAAUACCUGCUCAGUGAUUCUCAGUUUACUGCAGCUUCUGAUGAGAAAUCCCUCAUGUCUAGGGUCAAUUCUCUCUGCUGUCUUCUUCAGAAGGACCCUGGCUCGGUUCAGAACUUGCAGAUGAAUGGGGAAAGUUGCUUCGAAGAACUAGACGAGAAAAAGGAUGUUCAGCUUAACCACACUUCUGAAUCAGUGCAUGAGAACAAGGCUCCAGGUGAUAUUACGGUCCCUGAGGGGGACUCCAAGGAUGUCACUGGCUACAAGCAGGCACCAGCCAUGUCGAGGAAAGAUUCGUUUGGGGAUCUGUUGCUUCAUCUCCCGCGAAUCACCUCUCUCCCAAAGUUCUUGUUUAACAUUUCAGAAGAUGAUGAGAACCAAGCUAGGUAGUGAAGUUCUCCCUUCCCUAUCCCUGUGAAUGGAAGAUAUGCUGGUUGCUGAAUUGGACCUUAGAAAGUAUUGGGAUUCAGAAAAUUGUUUUGAUGAAGAAUCCUGAUAAAUGUUUCAUAUAUAUAUAUAUAUAUAUAUAUGCAUUAGGUAUUUGUAGUUCCAUUGUUGCUUGUUUUCUGCAUGUUAUAUAGAUGAUGUAAGAUUUCUAUUUGUAACUUAAUUGUAUUGAUCCUUUCAACCUUUGAAAAGGGGCCCCUAUUAAGUUCUUUAUGUGGCUUUGAAGAUUCGAGUUUAUGUUGGUCCACCAUG
Vitis riparia (riverbank grape) is the source of this 2124-nucleotide messenger RNA. RefSeq lists its product as uncharacterized. The transcript has 6 exons. Bases 154 to 1815 code for a protein of 553 amino acids. The record is from RefSeq and is a predicted model, not a curated record. NCBI's taxonomy places the organism in Eukaryota, Viridiplantae, Streptophyta, Magnoliopsida, Vitales, Vitaceae.